Arabidopsis lyrata subsp. lyrata is the source of this 1612-nucleotide messenger RNA. RefSeq lists its product as uncharacterized. The record is from RefSeq and is a predicted model, not a curated record. Bases 1 to 975 code for a protein of 324 amino acids. The transcript has 3 exons. NCBI's taxonomy places the organism in Eukaryota, Viridiplantae, Streptophyta, Magnoliopsida, Brassicales, Brassicaceae.
AUGAGUUCUGAAGAGGAGAUUGUUGCAAGUUUUGCUUGCUACCACAGUGGAAAAUUUGAAAAUGUUUCAGGACAGAUUUUUUACGAAGGUGGUGGUGUUCGGUUCGUUGAAUCAAAGCCAAGUGAGUUGUUUACACAGUUAAUGAAUCAGCUUCCGGAUAAUGCUAACAGAGAAGAGCAAGAAGUCCACGAAGAAGCAAGAGAUGAAUGUGGACAGUUUGAUGAAGAAAUAAGAGUGGAAAGAAAUGUGGCUGCCUUUGUUGAUGUAGAUGACGAGUAUGAUGAGUAUGCGACACCCGUGGAGUCAGAUUGUGAAGUUGAUGGUGAUGAUGGUUUUAAGAGAUACAUCAAAGGUAGUGGUGAGCUGAAGUAUAAACAAGUCUUCGAUAGUAUAGAUGACUUCAAAAAAGCAGUUGUGGAGUAUGUGUUGAAGUCAGGAAGGAAUAUCAAGUAUACGAGAUGGGAGAGCACAAAAUCAGAACUUAGAUGUGCUAGUGGAUGUCAUUCUGAGAAAGGAGCUGAAGAAGAAGAAAAUGAGGAGACUGCAAAAGAUAAACCAGACACUGAAAGAGAGAAUUUAGAGACUGGAAGAGAGAGUCCAGAAACUGCAAAAAAAAAUCCAGCGGAGGAGGAAGAAGAGCAUCAGCCAUGUUUAUGGAGGAUCUAUUGUGCUUAUGAGACAACAGUGGAGAAGUAUGUGGUUAAAACAUUCAAUGAUGACCACAAUUGUGUGAAUACUGGGUAUAGCAAGAUACUUACUCAAGAAGUUAUUGCUAGGCUGUUUGUGAAUGAUGUGAGAGAUAAUCCGCAGUUGAUGCCUAAAAACAUCAGACAAGAAAUCCAGAAGCGUUGGAGCUUAAUUGCAUCUACUGAUCAGUGCAGAAAGGCAAAAGCAAGAGCUUUGGAGAUGAUUCAAGAGGAGCAUGAUGAGCAAUACUCAAGACUCAAAGAUUACCGCCUUGAGCUAUUAAGGUAAGAUCAAUCACUGAUUCUUACAUUGUUCUGAUUUUUUGUUUAAAUUAACAUGGUUUGCAUUAAUGUUUUCUUUGUUUUGCUAGUACAAAUGCAGGUUCAACUGUGGAACUAGAUACAUUCCAGCAAGAUGGUGGACUUGAUGUCUUCUUCAGAUUUUAUGUCUGCUUUGGUAGGAUAAAGAGAGCAUGGAGGAGCUAUUCUCGGCCAAUAUUUGGUAUUGAUGGGUGCUUUCUCAAGUACUUUACAGAGGGUCAGUUAUUGGCUGCAGUUGGAAGAGAUUCCAACAACCAGAUGUAUCCUCUUGCGUGGGCUGUGGUGGAGAAAGAGAAUGAAGACAACUGGAAGUGGUUCAUUGGAAAGCUGCAGAGUGAUUUCAGCCUAGGUGAUGGUUCUGGUUUUACUGUCAUUUCUGAUAGACAAAAGGUAAAUCUCAAUCUUCUUAUUUAUUUUGAUAGACAAAAGGUAAGUCUCUUGAUUCUUAUUCUGUCAUUUCAGGGUUUACUAAAUGCGGUUUCUCAGCUAUUACCACAUUCUGAGCAUCGGAUGUGUGCAAGACACAUAUAUGCUAACCUUAAGAGUAACCAUCCACAUAGAGCAGAGAUGAAGAAGUUAUUUUGGAAGGUUGCAAAGAGCUACAA